Molecule: messenger RNA, 5188 nt
Organism: Pogona vitticeps (central bearded dragon)
Lineage: Eukaryota; Metazoa; Chordata; Lepidosauria; Squamata; Agamidae
Source: RefSeq, a predicted model, not a curated record
AUUUUCUUCUCCUUCCAGGCAAUGCUGUUGUCACAUGUUAGCAAGAAAGUACAGUAGUGGGCCAUUAAAUUGUGCAUUGAAAGUGUUGCUGAAAGAAGCAGUUUCUAACAUGCCCACCCCUCUCCCUCCUGUUGCUCUGGAGGAGGUUCCCUUAAGCAUUUCCAGGUUGCUUUAACUCCCCCUCCUUCGCUGUCCCCCAUUCCUUUUGCAUUGCAUUUUCAGAAAUAAUAGAAUACUGUAUAGCCUUCUGCCUUUCAAACAAUAUCAGGAAGAAGCUGGAUUGAUUCUCUCUGAUCCCAAAUUCACAGCGCAGGCCUGUGUGGGUCUGCUUGGAAGUAAGGCCUAUUGACAUGGGUGGAAUUUACUGGCAGGGCCACCAUCAAUUUGCUACACUUCCAGUACUCCGGUCCAGAUACUGGAAGAAAGUGGCUGUCUUAAUGUUGAGCCCCAGCUGUUUGACAGCAGGCAAGAUGGUUCCCCGUUAAUGGUUGAGGUGACGGGCGAUACUGAAGAAGACCUUCCUUGCCACUUCUACCCACCAAACUUUCUCCAAGUCUCAGAGGUGGAAAUGAGAGGUUCGGAAGACGUUGCGCCUGGCACCGUGUUACAGCGCUUGAUCCAGGAGUUGCGCUAUGGCAACCCGAACGAGAACAUGAACCUGCUGGCUAUCCAGCAGCAGGCCACAGGGAGCGCAGGACCAACCAACUCCACUACCGCUGCGCUCUCUUCUUCCACGGAGAACCUGGUGCCAGAAGACCCACAAAUGGUCCAGGAGUCAGCCCGCCAAGAACCUCAGGGCCAGGAGCACCAAGGGGAUAGUUCUGUGAUGGAGAAGCAGUCCAGAGGCUCCCAGCCUCAGCAAAACAAUGAGGAACUCCCAACUUAUGAAGAGGCCAAAGCCCAGUCUCAGUUUUUCAGGGGUCAGCAGCAGCCCAGUGCCAUGGGGACCGGAUUUUAUGUGUCUGGAACCUCCUGCACAAAAUCUAGAACAGAAGGGAGGCCGACUUUGGCCCGAGCCAACAGUGGGCAGGCACACAAAGACGAAGUGCUGAAGGAACUAAAGCAAGGCCAUGUCCGCUCCUUGAGUGAAAGGAUAAUGCAGCUGUCAUUGGAGAGAAAUGGUGCCAAACAGCAGCCCCUCACCUCAUGGAGAAGUAAAGGCCUCAAGCCUGCAGGGCCGAACUCUUCCCAGGCUGCCAACAAAGGCAUGGAUCCGAGAGGGCCGCCACCUGACUAUCCAUUCAAAAACAAGCAGGUGGUCUCUCCCCUGAGCAAAUCUCAGGAGCAUGGGGUGUUCUUUAAUGACCAACCUUCCGGAAUGAUCCAGGAAGCUGUGAAUCCAUCGUAUUCAGCUCCACAGCCAGCGAGGAGUGAAGUUGCGGUGGUCCGCUACCAAGCUCCCCCAGAAUAUGGUGUGACCAGUCGUCAGUGCCAGCCAUCUUUUUCACCAAUGCCAGCACAGCAGCAGCAACAGCAGCAGCACAGUCCGAUGUCCUCGCAAGCUUCCUCUCUGAGUGGCCCAUUGCACUCCACGUCUUUGCCUCCUCUCUCAAUGACCACAGCAUCCCAGUCCUUGCCUGCCACUCCGCCAAGCCAACAACAGCAACAGCUCACACCAGAUGCGUUUACCAUUGUGCAACGAGCCCAGCAAAUGGUGGAGAUGCUUUCAGAAGACAACGAGGCCUUGCAGAAGGAGCUGGAGGGCUACUACGAGAAAGCAGACAAGCUUCAGAAGUUUGAAAUGGAAAUCCAAAAGAUUUCAGAAGCUUACGAGGACCUGGUGAAGACUACCACCAAGAGAGAGUCCUUGGACAAGGCCAUGCGAAACAAACUUGAAGGAGAAAUUAGAAGGCUCCAUGACUUCAACAGGGACUUGCGUGAACGAUUAGAGACGGCCAACAGGCAGCUAGCCAGCAGAGAGUUUGAUGGGCACGAAGAUAAGAUGACAGAAGAGCUUUAUGCUUCUCAGAACAAAGAGUACUUGAAAGAGAAGGAGAAGCUAGAGAUGGACUUGGCGGCCAUGCGCCUGACUAAUGAGGAGCAGCGAAGGCACAUCGAAAUUCUGGACCAGGCUCUGAACAGUGCGCAAGCCAAAGUCAUCAGAUUAGAAGAAGAGCUGAGGAAGAAGCAAGCCCACGUUGAGAAGGUAGAGAAGCUUCAACAGGCGCUGACUCAGCUUCAGGCGGCCUACGAGAAACGAGAGCAGAUGGAACAGCGGCUGCGCACAAGGCUGGAAAGAGAGCUGGAAUCUCUGAGGCUGCAGCAGAGACAAGGGAACUACCAGGCUGCCACCCUGCCAGAGUACAAUGUGCCUGCUUUAAUAGAGUUAGUGCGGGAGAAGGAGGAGAGAAUUCUCGCUCUGGAAGCGGACAUGACUAAAUGGGAGCAGAAGUAUCUGGAGGAGAGUGCAAUUCGUCACUUUGCUAUGAAUGCUGCAGCCAUUGCUCCGACUGAAAAGGAUACCUCAGUCACGAAUCAUUCACGGAAUGGCAGCUAUAGCGAGAGUUCCCUGGAGGUCCGCAUGUGGCAAGAAGAGGAGGAGAUAAUGCAAGCUAAUCGGCGGUGUCAGGACAUGGAAUACACGAUAAAGAAUCUACAUGCCAAAAUCAUUGAGAAAGAUGCUAUGAUCAAAGUCCUGCAGCAGCGGUCCAGAAAGGAUGCUGCCAAAACGGAGGCGGCAAGUUUGCGGCCUGCUCGGUCAGUCCCGUCCAUUGCUGCCGCCACAGGCGCUCACUCGCGACAGACCUCCCUCACCAGCAACCAGUUGGCUGAGGAGAAGAAGGAGGACAAGACUUGGAAAGGGAGCUUCGGGUUGCUUUUAGGGAAGGACCACCACGACCAGUCGUCCACGCCAUCCCUGCCUCCUCCUCCAGCUCUCACACCUUCUUUGUCCUCUGCAAUGUCAUCGUGGCCGGUGCCCAUCUGCCAUGCAAGAACGGGCAGCAAAGACAACAGCACUCAGACAGACAAAGGCUCCGAACUUUUCUGGCCAAAUGCAUCCGCUUCGUUUCCAGGCAGAGGGAAACUGGGCAGUACUCCGGGUGGAAGUCCAGCGCUAAGGCACACGGCUGGCAAAGGCCUCGGGGAGAGACUUGAGACAUUGCCUACUCACGGGAAGCUACCUGACAAUAAAGGCCGGGUCAGCAGUCUGCUUCACAAAGCCGAAUUCCCAGAUCCAGAUAUGAUGGAGGUCCUCAUUUGAAGUGAGGCAGCUUUCUUCGCUUUUUUUUUCUGCUAGUGCCCCAUAACUCCCCAGAUGGGCGCAGCCCCCCACCACCUCUGUCUGCCCUUGUUGCUGAGCAAAAACAUGGAAACUCUGGAUGUGACGUUGGUCCAAGAAAGUUUAAAGCCAGAAGGAAAUAUUUGAUGAAUCUGACUUUUUGAAUUAAAAAGGGGUGUGUGCGAGAGAUCCAAGAUGGGUCAUUUGGAGUGUCUGCUACAUAUAGUCGUGAGGAUGUUGGUCAAGGGGAUGCGGCUUAGAAAAGGAAGCAGCGAGACAUAGGAACAAAGCUUCAUUUUCUAUUGUGAAAGAAGGAUUAUCUUUGGAAGCUGUGGCCACUGCGCCAUAUACUUUCCUGCAACAGGCAAGACGGUACCAUUUUGUUACUAACUUAGAUCUGUUGUUCUCCAUGUGAAAUGUCUUGUAGUACACACAGCUCAAAAUGGGGAGCAGGACUUCCGGAUAACUCAAGUUUUAAAUAUUAUCUUACUGCCUUUUUCACGUGUUUUUUGCUUUUGCUUAUUUUUGUCUCGCCACCAGCCUCUGUUUGCAUCUAAGUUUCAAGACAUGCAGAUGUUUGUCAUUGAUUCGGGGCAUGGGAAGUCAAUAUUCCACUUUUUCCCCGGAUUUCUACAACUGACCGUCUAUAUUUAUUAUUUAUUGAGCGGCAGCAAUCUGGCUAGCGCCAUUAAGAACUCAGCACCGGCAUGGGACUUGCCAACAGGAAUUUUUGACAGGUUUCUUCAACAUGAAACUCUCCAGAUAUCAUAGACUAUAUCCCCAUCCUGCUCAAGUUUCAUGACAAGGGUGUGUGUGGAGGGUAUUCCAGCACAUCUGGAAAGAUCUUUGGUUGGGAAAGCUUGGUUUUGAAUUAGACAUCCAGAUCCUAAAGAAAUAUACCAAUUGAGGUUUUAUCUCCUUCCAGAAAGGUAACUGUGCCAAUCUGUCAGGGCAAGAAGCUAAGCAGGUAAGCGGCUAUACAAAGACUGCUGCUGUCGCACCUUAAAAACUAUUUCACCAGGACAUAAGCUUUAAGUGAGCUGAAGUCCAUUGCUUAGAAGCACGAUCUAGAAAUUUGCUGCAUUUCCAGAGUUGACUUAUCUAGGCUUGCACAGUUCCUCCGAUUCCAACUGGCUGUGUGAAAUCUUAGGAAGGGCCCUUCCCAAACCUUCUGAUAGAGUUUGUCCAAGAUAUCCAUAGGAUCUCCCCCCCCCAUUCAAAUCCCUGGCAUUUUUUAGUGGAAGGACUCAGGUAGCAGAUGUAAGAGACCUAACUGGGAGAGCUCGUACUUUUCAAAGAAGGCACUACCGGACCGAAUGGAUAAACAGUCCGGAUUGAGGGGUAAGGCAGCUUCCUGUGACCUGGAGGCAUGAUUCUCCCUGUUGCUGCAAAAUGGAUUUUUCAUCUGCAAUUCCAUUCAAAACCUUUGUCCUUCCCGUCCCAGCACCACCUGAUCUAUGCCUUUUGACCUGCCAGCAGCCCGGACUGCAAGUGGGGAAGCUAUAGUUUUCCAAAUGUUGUUGAUCUACAAACAGAGUUUGGGAAAGCAGCCCUUUUUUACAGUUUCCAGAAUUCACUAACCAGCCUAGUUAGGCAGUGGCCAUGCUGGCUGGGGGUUCUGGGCAUUGUAGUCCAAAGAGGUAAGGAUACCAAGUUCUGCCUACAACUCCCAUUGCUUCUCACCUUUGGCCUUGCAUGCCAGAUCUAACGGAGGAUAGUCUACUGCGUCCAAAUGACAGCAGGCUGCCUUCUGCAGACUACUCUGUGCUUCCAUGCUAGUCAAUCUGCUCAAAGUUGGGCCCCAUUCUUGCUGGGUCUGGGAAUCUAGAGCCCUUGCUCACAAACAAGGCUGUUGAUAAGGAAAUUCCAUCCUGCAGCCGGGCAGAAAUGGUUAGUUUCCACAUGUCUGUUGUUCCUGGUUUGCUUUCUAAACACAAGUAUGAAAUAUACCUAGGUUUUAUUGCCCCC